AUGAACUUCCAAAAAAUCACGGAUUUCGGCACAAAAAAUUUGAGGCCAACCCCCCGGAGUAUGGACCGUAUCUGGGCUCCGCUUGGUCUUUCCGCUGGAUCUCUCCCAGAACCACAAAUCUCCCAGUACCGCAAGGAAGUUAUUCAAGUUCUCCUCCGCCAUGUCUGGGAUCCUGCGUACAGUGACUACCUGCCGCUCCCAUUGCAACGCUUCUUUAGGAGACACGGUAUCGCUCAAGGCUUCGAAAGAGAAAUCAUGCGAUUCCAAAAUUUCCUACCAGCACCAGUCCUAGCAAUGCAAGGUAGAGUAGAUCUUGGCGAAAGACUCGUUGACCUUCUUAGAUACGAAAUUCGAUCUAACCCAGAUUUCAGGACUGUUGGUACUGCUGUCCCGGUCAUGCCGUGGGUUCUGCCUGCUGCCUGGGUUGGCAAUGCUCCCGACAUUUACCCGCCGCCUGCCGCGCUCCGAGGGGAUGCUGCACCGUAUAUCAUGCCAUCAGGGAUCCCCACUCCCCCCGGGAAUCCCCCCUUUAUCCCUGUGAUCGCUCCUUUGCGGAUUGUACCCAAUCUGCCGGACAUGAUUGAAACUGCCCGGGCCAAGAUGCCCGGUGCCUGGCUUGGUCCUCCCCGACGUCGCCCGUCUACUGCACUUCCCCCGUAUACUGGCGAUAGUGCUUCUGGUAGAGCCGAAGAUGGUGCCUAA
Molecule: messenger RNA, 702 nt
Organism: Penicillium bovifimosum
Lineage: Eukaryota; Fungi; Ascomycota; Eurotiomycetes; Eurotiales; Aspergillaceae
Exons: 1
Coding region: 1-702 (233 amino acids)
Source: RefSeq, a predicted model, not a curated record